UGUCAAAAGAGCGGAAGUGGGAUGAGUGAAAAAGUGAUAACAAAACUGAAACAAACAUGUGAAGAAAGAAACUACUUUGAUUCAUCUAUUAACAACGUUGUGGAGGAAAACCACUAGUGGAGGUUGUGUCUACAGCUUACCAUCAGAAUGCAGUUUAAUCCAACCCCGGGGCAGAAUAACAUUGGGUACCCCCAGCAGGUCCCACAGAAUAACAUAGGGUACCCCCGACAGGUCCCAACCAGGCAGGGAGGGGGCAUUCCAGCCCCCCAUCAAUCAAAUUGUCAGAGAUCCAGUGGACAUGGAACUGUCUUUUCCCACAAUGCCUUGGCUCCACCAGGAAUAGGAUGGAAUAUCUCCGGAUUCAACCAACAGCAAUCACCAUGGGGACAGAGAAGUGUCUCACCUUUCUCGAACCAAACCAAUCCAUUCAAUGAUAAUUUUGUUCCAAAUAGUACAUCUGUGAGUGCAUCAAGCAGCACUCAAGGCUUCAAUAGCAGAAGUGCUACACAGUUGCAAAGGCAUUUACCGACGGGGCUUAAAACUUCUGCCAAGGAUACAGGUUUCAGUUCCCCAUUAAUAACUCUCUCACCUGAAAAUACUCUACAGCGUAAUAAGGAUGGUAAAGUGGAGAUGUCAACUUACAGUAUGGAUCUUGAGGGACUAGAUUUUACCGCCCCGAGUUCAAAUUUAGGUGCUCAAAAACCUCUCAGUUCUUCAACUGAGGAAAUGUCAUCAAGCACUCAAAAGUCAGUGUACCCAGAUUAUAGCCAUGUGUUUAAUGAAAUUCGAAGGGAACAAAAUGUAAGUAAUGUGACACAGUUAAAUUCUUGUUACAAUAUGAAUCCCCCUAAAACUUCAAGUGUUAAUUAUUUAAACCCCUCUAAAACACAAACCGUGACUUCCACUGUAAAUUAUGGAUGGAAUAUGUCAUAUCUGUCUGGGAGUAGUCAACAAAAUUCUGGGAAUAAAUUUGAUACAUCAUGGCAAGGGAAUUCAGGGACUCAGACUCAGUCCAAGAACCGGUUUUCUAGUUACCAGCCUACGUUUAGGUCCAACUGGACUUACCAGAGUCCACGUCCAACUUACAAUGCGUGGGGAUAUAAUCCAAGCUUUAUCAUGCCAGCAGCAUCACCAACGUUGUUUCCAUCUUUAUCCCAAGUCUCUAGUAGCAGUGACUUUGAUGAUUUGCGUUCUCGUAAAGAAGAAGAAACCGAAGAGGAGGAGUCCGAUAUUUUUGAAAAUGAAAUCGUACCACAGAGAGAUUUUGUGGAAGAGAACCAGUCUCGUUCUAGGACUUCUAGUGAUUUAAUAGAAUUCGAAGAGCCAGAAGAACAGGAGUACAUGUCAUUGGAUUUAUUUGAUCCUCUAUAUUCUAGAACUCGUAGGGAGUCGAUUAUUUAUCGGAGAAACUCUAUCUCAGGGGAAAACGAUGUGUUAAAAAAUACUGAAGGUCACGUGGAUUUUUCUGAAUUGGAGCGUCCACAGACAGGACUGUAUCCCGCUAUUCCAGAGGAAGCCAAAGAUUCGGAAACUUCUCGGGAAAGUGUUUAUAGACCUGAGCAUAGUGAUACGUUGUCUAGCACUGAUGCUCUGGAACUAUUUUUGAGAUCUAGUCAUGUGGAGGAACAGGUAGAAGAAACCAAGCCCGACAUCCCAGAACGUCCACCUCCAGUAUUGCCAAGAACAGCAUCGACUCAUGAGGGACCAUAUGAGAAACUUCAUAAACGAGUGUUUGUUGAUGAAGAGUCCGAGACAUUUAGUCAGAUGGUGUCCAAAUUGAAGUCAAAAUUUAGUUCCAAAGACCCCUCGGUCAACAGAGGUUAUGUCGUAAGUGCGUUUUGUGAAAUACAGCAGCCCUCCAUGUCUGUCAAGAUUUCCAUUCAUUCUGAUUACUCGGUGGAUCCUGUCAUUUUUACUUGUGAUGUUCAUUGUAAUGUAGAACAUGUGAUUGGUAAUGUCCUAUAUAAUCAUAUACAGUCCGAGGGCUGCAGUGCUGAUGACUUUGUCCUUAAAGUCUACGAUAAGUCUGAGUAUCUACUCAAUGAUCAUCCCCUAUCAGAGUAUGAGUAUGUCCACAAUUGUUUGAAGCUUGAUAAGGACAUCAGAUUUAUCAUGCUGAGGAAACAGGAUAUUCCUUUACCAUUCCUUAGAACAGCUGAUGAUGAUGAUCAGUUUCUGGUGUUUCCUAAGGAUUACAUGUCAGCCUCAGAGGGAGUGGUAUCCCAGAUACAACUAGAGACUCUUAUGAACACUUUCUAUAGAGAAUUAGAAAGCCUAAUGGAUCAUAUAUUAAAGAACAGCAUAGCUCAGGUCCACACCACUGGAUUAAGCCAGUCUGUGAAGGCCAUCUGUACAAUAUUAGCCAACAUUCAGACUAUUGAGGUCACCAGGUGUCUGAAGAGAGCAGAGGAUAUUUUUCAACAAAUGUUAGAGAAUCAGAAA
Saccostrea cuccullata (small rock oyster) is the source of this 2442-nucleotide messenger RNA. RefSeq names its product phosphatidylinositol 4-phosphate 3-kinase C2 domain-containing subunit alpha-like. The record is from RefSeq and is a predicted model, not a curated record. The transcript is spliced from 11 exons. Lineage: Eukaryota; Metazoa; Mollusca; Bivalvia; Ostreida; Ostreidae. The annotation marks the transcript as partial.